ACUCGGGCGGAGCCACGCCCAGGCGGGUAGGGGAACGGAGGGGACCGACCAUGAGCACGAACGACUUGAUCGAGACCUUCCGGGCGCAGCUGAGGGACGACCCCGAUGUCGCCUCGGCCGUGGCUGCUAUCCGCGCCCUGCUGGGCUUCCUCAAGCAGGACCGAGGGGAGACCAUCCAGGGCCUGAGGAGCAGCCUCCUGGCUGCCAUCGACACCUUGUCCCGGGUGGACUCCUCGGUCGCCGUGUCCUCCGGCGGGGAGCUCUUCCUGCGCUUCAUCAGCCUCACCUCCCUGGAGUAUUCGGACUACUCCAAGUGCAAGGAAAUCAUGAUCGAGCGCGGGGAGAUCUUCCUGAGGAAAGUGUCUCUCUCUCGGAAUAAAAUCGCCAAGCUGUGUCAUCCUUUCAUCAGAGAUGGUGCUCGAAUAUUGACACAUGCCUACUCCAGAGUGGUCCUCAGAGUGUUAGAAGCAGCUGUUGAGGCAAAGAAGCGAUUCAGCGUUUAUGUCACUGAAUCACAACCAGAUCAAGCAGGGCAAAAAAUGGCAAAAGCCCUGAGGAAGCUGAACAUUCCUGUGACUGUGAUUCUGGAUGCUGCAGUUGGCUACAUUAUGGAGAAAGUGGACCUGGUGUUAGUUGGUGCUGAAGGAGUAGUUGAAAGUGGUGGCAUUAUCAACAAGAUUGGCACUAAUCAAAUUGCUGUGUGUGCCAAAGCACAGAAUAAGCCAUUUUAUGUGGUAGCUGAAAGUUUCAAGUUUGUGAGGCUUUUCCCUCUGAAUCAGCAGGAUGUCCCAGAUAAGUUUAAGUACAAAGCAGACACUCUGAAAACAAAUCAGAACCUAACAGAGGAGCAUCCCUGGAUUGACUACACAUCACCAUCACUCAUUACAUUACUGUUUACAGACCUCGGUGUGUUAACUCCCUCAGCUGUCAGUGAUGAACUUAUUAAACUCUAUCUGUAACAAAGAGGACUCUGUGUAGAGGAUGCAUCAUCUUCAGUGACUGUCACAGUUGUAAGAACUGGGAGGAUGAUACAAGUUAAAUGGACAUGGUAAGGAGAGGACAUCAUAACGAUUAAUGUAAUUACUGGCCUUCGUGAGUUUUUAAAGCAACAUGUUAUAUAUGGAUGGACCACUGUUAGAAAGUUCCUACAGCUUCUAAAGAUCUAAAAUAAAUUAUUUUAAAGAUG
Messenger RNA from Pezoporus occidentalis (night parrot), 1186 nucleotides. RefSeq names its product eukaryotic translation initiation factor 2B subunit alpha (gene EIF2B1). The record is from RefSeq and is a predicted model, not a curated record. Gene Ontology annotation, molecular function: translation initiation factor activity; guanyl-nucleotide exchange factor activity. Gene Ontology annotation, biological process: translational initiation. Gene Ontology annotation, cellular component: eukaryotic translation initiation factor 2B complex. Bases 51 to 959 code for a protein of 302 amino acids. NCBI's taxonomy places the organism in Eukaryota, Metazoa, Chordata, Aves, Psittaciformes, Psittacidae. The transcript has 9 exons.